This is a messenger RNA of Oppiella nova, 525 nucleotides long. Lineage: Eukaryota; Metazoa; Arthropoda; Arachnida; Sarcoptiformes; Oppiidae. The record is from the annotation of a GenBank genome assembly.
AGUGAUGUGUCGAUUCGGGACCAGACGGCCGACGAGGCGUUCGCCCGACUGCAGCUCCUGUACGCCAAAUACUGCGACCAAAACGGACUGUUAAACCAAAACAAUUUGGCGAUUCUCUACAAAAUCGUGACAAUCGCUGCCCCGAACUCAGAGGAGAGUCACUACAACCUCGGGAUGUAUUGCCACCGGAUUUACAAGAGUUUCGAGGACUCGAAACGCAAUCACAGAUUGUUUUCGUUGGGAAAGACUGAGGAGAUUCUCGAGAUGAAGGGCCGGACAGUGCGCUCACUCAUCGAGUCGUUGAAAUAUGGCGUAAAACACGCGCACAACUCACUGCCCCUACUGUUGAACAUAUGGCUUGAUUUGGGGACAGAGCUGGCGUACAGCAUCAAUCGCGGCAGAAGUAGCGUCUCAUCGUCUCAGCUGAACGAAGAGAUCCGCAAAACGAUUGAGAAAAUCAAUAACAAUCUCAACGACCUGUUGGCUAACGUUCCGCUCUACAUAUUCUUCAUAGUGUUCGCGCAG